This is a messenger RNA of Talaromyces stipitatus ATCC 10500, 1329 nucleotides long. RefSeq names its product cell cycle control protein (Cwf23), putative. The transcript has a single exon. Gene Ontology annotation, molecular function: nucleic acid binding. Gene Ontology annotation, biological process: spliceosomal complex disassembly. NCBI's taxonomy places the organism in Eukaryota, Fungi, Ascomycota, Eurotiomycetes, Eurotiales, Trichocomaceae. Gene Ontology annotation, cellular component: spliceosomal complex. The record is from RefSeq and is a predicted model, not a curated record. The coding region runs from base 1 to 1329 and encodes 442 amino acids.
AUGGCGCCAACAGACGACCUCAAAGCCCAUGCGGCAUCAUCACAAGACUUUUACGCACUGCUAGAAAUAUCCCCCGCUGCAGCAGAUAACGAGAUUCGACGCGCAUAUCGACGAGCAGCCUUAAAAUACCAUCCCGAUAAAGUCGCAAACCCAACACAAGCAGAUAUCGACAAGUUCCAUUUACUCCAAAUCGCAUACGAUGUACUCUCCGACGAGGCUGUGCGGCAGCUCUACGACAAUGCGCGUGAGGCAAGGGAGCGGAAAAGGAGGGAGGUGGAGAUGAUGGAUGCGGCGAAGAGGAAGAUGAAAGAAGAUUUGGAGGCUAGGGAACGGGCAGGUGAUGCGGGGGCUGCAGCGGCGCAGCGAGGGUUGAAGAGGACGUGGAUGAUGUCUUCUGCAGCGGAUAACGAGGCGGAAGAGAGGCUGGAGAGGGAGAUUCAACGGAUUGCGGAAAAUUCGCAGCGCAGACGGCGAGAGGCUGAGGAGAAGUUGAUGAGGGAGACGGAAGAGGAAGAGAGGCAGGAGAGGCAGGAGCGUUUGGCAGCAGAACAAGAACGUGAAGAACGGGAUCGAAGCAGUGCGCGAGUAGAUAGAUCUAAAGAAGGUGGUACGAAUGUCCCGGAACUCGAGAGGGCUGUGAAAGUGCACUGGAUUCGAGAAGGGCCGGGUGAAGCGUUUGAUAAGGACAGGUUAAAAGAGCUCUUUGCGACGUUUGGGAAGGUGGAGAAUACAUUUCUACUCAAGGACAAACGACAACGAGUAGGCGAGAAGAAGGAAAAGAAAACUGUGGCGACUGGGGUGGUGGUUUUCACAUCGAUAGUCAGUGCUCACUCGGCUAUUCUCGAUAGCGCAAAAAAGAUAAAGUCUGGAGCUGAAGGCGACUGGGCCAUUCUUGACUCUGUAGUAUGGGCUUCAGGUACUGGACCUGAUCUUAAGUCGAGACCGGAUAGCCGCUCACCAGCGACCACGCCAAUAGCGUCGCCGAGAUCUACAUCGUCCUCUACAUCAACGCCAUCGAUUCCUGCUUCUGCUGGUGGCAGCACCAAGAACAAGCCAGCACUUGACUUUGCCAGUCUAAAGAACGGCCCAGCUACACCGUCAAUGAAGACAGGCGGGAAACCGUCAUUUGCUUCUUUCUCAGCGCGCCCUACCCACACAACACCGUCUGACAGCUCGACCACCAAGAAUCCGACAUUGACUACACCGAGUUUGGAGGAGGUUACACUAAUGAGACUGAAAACGGCCCAGAGAGAGAAAGAACGCAAGGCUUUAGAAGAGCAGUUGCGAAGGGAAGAUGAAGCCGCUGAUGCGGCUGGUUUAGAUGUCUAG